CGGCGGCGCGACGUAUACGUCGCGCGCACACAUGUCUCAUCGGGCGACGUCCAAGAACCUCGAGAGUGCUUCGGAACGCGUCGCAUCAGCCUGUCCCGCACCGUCGCUUAGCGCAGAAUGCAAGUGCGGCCUCGUCGCCCCUGGCGCUUUCUCGACAUCCGGCCGGUGAUAGCGCCCGCGCGCGUUCCGUCAUGUGUGGGGCUGGAUGCGGUCGACUGACCGGGGACCCAUGUGCGGCGCUCUCACGGGAGCGCCCCGCGCGCCCGCUUCGCGUUCUGCAGCGCAUGGGCGCACGCGCAGUAGGUUUGCGGGGGGAAGAAUAAAAGCGGUGGGCGCCGGGGCGUUUUUCGGCAAGCAUUUUGCUUCCUGAUUUUUGCGACUCUGCUCAUCGAGUAUCACCGCCAUGCGAAGCUUCGUCGCUCUUGUCACCGUCGCGCUUGCGUCCAACGCGGCAGCGAGGACGUUCACGGUCUUCAACCAGUGCCCGUUCACCAUCUGGCCUGCUAUCUUCACCGACCACAACGUCGGCUCGUCCAUUCCCAACCAGCCGACUGGUUGGCAACAGGAUGCCUUCCAGACCGUCAGCUUCUCCGUCCCCAACGACUGGCGGGCCGGCCGUAUCUGGGCUCGCCGUGACUGCAACUUCAACGUGGCGAACCCGGGCCCCAACUCCUGCCUCGACGGAGGCUGCAACGGCGGGCUCGUCUGUGAUACAUUCACUGGCACGGGCGUCCCUCCCGCCACCGUUGCCGAGUUCACGCUGGGCACGAACGGCAUCCCGGAUAACUACGACGUCUCUCUCGUCGACGGCUACAACCUGCCUCUGAGGGUCACCAACAACAAGGGCUGUCACGUUGCCGACUGCCCUGUCGACCUUGGCCCUAACUGCCCGGACCAGCUGAAGGGCCCAUUCGACUCGACCGGCUUCCCCGUGGGCUGCAAGUCCGCGUGCGUCGCUGGACUGGGCGACCCUGUGAAUAACCCCAACUGCUGCACGGGUACGCACAACACCGCGCCGACGUGCCCGAACUCCGGCGUCGCGUUCUACAGCUACUUCAAGAGCAACUGCCCGAACUCGUACGCGUACGCGUUCGACGAGUCGAGCGGGACCGCGCUCUUCACCUGUGACUCCGCCCUCCAGGCGGACUACACGCUCACCUUCUGCCCGUGAGCGGUGGCAUGAUGGAUGGCUUCGACGGAGCUUGCGGAGAUGGAACGAUCACAAGAGUCCAUUCUUGUGCCGUCAUGCCACGCAUCAGCGCCGUAUUCGCUGAAUUUUGAAUUUUGAUUCUUAAGGGACAUCUUCGUUGUGUUAAGGUUUGGGGUGCAACGACGGUGGUGGAAGGACUGUACCAAUAUAUCUGAUGAUCAACGUCAUAA
Trametes versicolor FP-101664 SS1 is the source of this 1380-nucleotide messenger RNA. Its product is annotated as thaumatin-like protein. The record is from RefSeq and is a predicted model, not a curated record. The transcript is spliced from 11 exons. Gene Ontology annotation, biological process: defense response. Gene Ontology annotation, cellular component: extracellular region. Lineage: Eukaryota; Fungi; Basidiomycota; Agaricomycetes; Polyporales; Polyporaceae. The coding region runs from base 404 to 1171 and encodes 255 amino acids.